Messenger RNA from Dama dama (fallow deer), 582 nucleotides. Its product is annotated as basic proline-rich protein-like. The record is from RefSeq and is a predicted model, not a curated record. The transcript is spliced from 2 exons. The coding region runs from base 1 to 582 and encodes 193 amino acids. Lineage: Eukaryota; Metazoa; Chordata; Mammalia; Artiodactyla; Cervidae.
AUGGACCCUAGCCCACCAGGCCACCGGAGCCCGCGUCGUUGGCGGCCCAACGCUUCCCUGGUCUCCACGGCAACCGCUGCACACGCGCACUCGGGGGGGCCUGAGCGUCGGAACGCCGGGGGCGGGUCCAGCAACGGCCACGCCCCCAGCGCGUGCGCGGGUCACGUGGGGGCGCGGCCCGGGGAGCUGCUGCGGCUGCGGUACCGCGUCCCCCGCGCGCACCCCCGGGUCCCAGAGCCUCCUAGGCUUUUUCGGCGCCCGGCGGGGCUUCGGCCCGGUUGCUCGCUCUGCGUCCCACCACGCCCCCCGAGACCAGCACCCUCCUCGCCGAGACCCUCGGUACCCCCGGACCCUGUUUUCCCUCCCUUCCCUGGGACCCCCGCCCCCAGCACCCCUCCUUCCUGGCCUGUCCACCCUGAGCGCCUCUUCCCCAACUCCAUCCGGGCGUUGCACCCCCAUGAGGAGCCCGUCUUCUGGGCCCGCCCCUCCCCCGGGACCCGGCGGACCUGGUGCCCCACCCACCCCGAGCGCGGGCCCAUCUCUUUCUCGGACCUGACCCGGGUGCUCCCCACGAGGCUCUGA